Messenger RNA from Blastomyces gilchristii SLH14081, 7023 nucleotides. RefSeq names its product mitofusin. Gene Ontology annotation, molecular function: GTP binding; GTPase activity. The coding region runs from base 1359 to 4169 and encodes 936 amino acids. Lineage: Eukaryota; Fungi; Ascomycota; Eurotiomycetes; Onygenales; Ajellomycetaceae. Gene Ontology annotation, biological process: mitochondrial fusion. Gene Ontology annotation, cellular component: mitochondrial outer membrane. The record is from RefSeq and is a predicted model, not a curated record. The transcript is spliced from 4 exons.
CUCCCAUCUGCGAUAGUUAACUGUCAGCAAACAUAGUACUUUAUAGAAACACAUAUCUCUCGAAAAUAUUCAAAGGAAAAAAGCAACAAGGAAAAAAAAAAAAGGAAAAAAAGGAAAACCAUACAGCUUGCCCGAGAUCAACACCAAUCUCAUCCAGGACCUCUUUCACAAUCUCCUCGCCUUCCUCCUCAUCCUCUAUUCCCGUGGCCUCGUCAAUGGCAUCGUCCAUCAACUCCUGCCGCUGGUCCAUGAUUUCAUUCUCCCGUUCGAAUUCCAUGGCUAUCCGUUGUAGCGCGGGGAGGUUCAUUUGUCUGUUCAUGCUGCCCAAAAGCAUUGUUGCGCCUCUCAUGGAUUGCAUCAUCUGCUCGUUACUCCUAACGGUCUAUACAAGGCAACCCGAUAGGUGUUAGCACGUCCUGGUACCCGGGGAAAACAUAACCUCUGUUCUAAAGGCUCGUUUGUUUUUUUGCGCCGCAAGCAAAAAUCGUACCUGGAUCCGGAGGGAGAUGGCUUGUAGCUGUGUUCGCAUUGAGUAGAACUUUUGGAUAUACCUAGAAGAAACGAUGACAAAAUAAGAAUAAUCGAAUCAGCAACCAUGAGGUUUUGAAUGAAAUGAUAACACACAAGCAGUGUAUAAAUCGCGGAAAAGAGGUUCCCUAGAAAGGAAAAUAUAUCGACAUACCGCCUCGUCCUAACCAGAUCUUUCGCCUGAAUCUUGCAGGCCCCUAUUUGCCCAUUCUUUGCGCUCUUCUUGAUAUCCUGCACAAGCUUCUUUUCCUGGUUUUCCAGCUUAACACGUUCUCUAUCCAGUUCGCGCUGCGUCUUUUCCAGGGCCCGUUGGUGUUUUCGCAGACGCUCUGCGGGGGUCAUCCGCUUUCCAAACGCCCAUUCUACGAUCUGGUUGCCUAGUAAGCAGUCGUUCUAACGCGGGGUAUGGUAUUGGUACGUACAUUCAUUGCGAGUUGUUGUAUGAGAAGGUAAAGAGAGAGGAAAAUAUAACACCCGGUAACUAUCACAGUGUGAUAGACAGCAGCAGCAGUAGCAGCAGCAGCAGCAGGAGGCUGGAUUGCACUUAUUUAGCUGGUCUCUAGAACAACGGCUUGGUGCUCUGAAUAAUGUCGCGGUGACGAUGUUCUGCUUCGGCUGCUGAUUGCCCAGAAGCGCCACGCCAAGCCCGGGACAAUCAGAUCCGGACCAUCAGCAAUAAUUCUUUUCCACCCAACGUCAUUAACCCGUUUUCCUCUGCAAAAACCCCCCCGGUUCAACAUCCACACAACUACCACGUCUCAAACGACCCCUCUUCAUUUCAUGCGGGUGCUCACUCAUCUCCUUUGAUCGGCGCAGUUCGCUUGCUUGCCAUGAGUCAACAGUAUUUCCCGAGUGAGGCCGGCUCGGCGGCUGGCGAGGGCUCCUCCAAACACGCCACUGGAGGAGAAUCUUCGAACAGCUCGCAUCACCACGGCGAAGGGCCUGAGUAUAUGGUCGUCGGGUCCGGAUCGGUUUCUCACAACGUGACAUCGCUGAUGGCGUCGCUGAAUCACGAUUCUGGCUAUGGGGGUAGCAUAAUGGGCGAGAGUGCGGAUGGAUUGAUGGGGGACCGGCCGACACCUUCGCACACACCAGUUGUUCCGGGUCAGCUCAAUGAGGCUGCCGAGCACGAAAGACAGAUUGUCGCAAGCCAUGUCCACCAAUUACUAUACAACUCGAACCGAACCCAGCUUAGUCGCUCGAUUACCCGCACCGUAGAACUUCUCAAAGAGCUCCAGCAAAUGAACCGCAAGUGGCCCGCUCAUUACCCACCCGUCCAGUCCACUCAACCCACAUCCUCAUACCCACCUGGUCCACAGCGUGUACAGUCAUGGCAGGUCGAUGCAGCAAAUUCCAAUCCUUUCGAAAGGCCAGACCCGUUGCGACGUACGACUGCAGGAGUAGACGGGAGUGCGAUUCCUGACUCUAGCGAAGCUGCAGAAAACAGACCGCCUCCCGGGCCACGGCUAGUGACGCCGCAGAUCGCCCAAGAGUUUUCCAUCUUGAAACUAGAUCUGAAACUCGGCGCUUUGUCGCAGUCAGAGUUGGUUCAUUCACUAGAAAAAGGCUCGAUUGCGUCUUUGCUAGAUGGCAGGGUCAGCCAGAGCAUCAGACAUUUACUAUCUUUAAGGGAUAGAAUAGAAGAUUUGUCCAGUAAGGUGUUGAUUACUGGUGAUCUUAAUGCUGGCAAAUCGACGUUCUGCAAUGCGCUGUUGCGUCGCAAAGUUCUGCCAGAAGACCAGCAGCCGUGCACGAGUAUUUUCUGUGAAGUGCUGGAUGCGAGAGAAAAUGGUGGCGUUGAGGAGGUCCAUGCCAUCCACAAGGACCGACCGUAUAACCGCAAUGAUGAGAGUACAUAUGACGUAUACUCCAUACAGGACCUGGAAUCGAUAGUGGUGGACAACAGCAAAUAUAUGCAGUGCAAGAUUUAUCUAAAGGAUGUAAGGACAAUUGACGAGUCAUUACUAAACAAUGGCGUGGUCGAUAUAUCCAUCAUUGAUGCCCCCGGCCUUAACUCUGAUUCCGUCAAGACCACUGCUGUCUUCGCUCGACAGGAGGAAAUCGACGUGGUCGUUUUUGUCGUGUCCGCUGCAAACCAUUUUACCUUAUCAGCACAGGAAUUUAUCAUGAAUGCCGCCCACGAGAAAGCUUAUAUUUUUAUUGUUGUGAAUGGCUUUGACAAUAUCCGGGAUAAGCAACGAUGUCAACAAAUGGUUUUGAAGCAGAUUGCUAAAUUGAGUCCACGGACGUUUAAGGAGUCUGCUGAACUUGUUCACUUCGUAUCGAGUAAUGCGGUCCCUGUUAUGCCUGCUAUCACGGCUGGUGGAGGCGGAGGAGGAGGUGAUGGUGAUGGCGGUGAUAACGGUCUAGACCUGGAUGACGAGGAUGGCUCAAAGGGCAAAGGAAAGGCCCCAAUUGCAGCGGACGAUAAGGGAAAAGGGAAGGAGAAAGAGAAAAUUCAGGACUUCGAAAACUUGGAGGGUGCAUUGCGCCGAUUUGUCCUUGACAAACGCUCAAGGUCGAAACUUGCUCCGGCAAAGACCUAUCUAUUAAACAUCCUUUCUGAUCUGCAUGUUCUUGCCUCUGCGAACCGAGAUGUCGCUUCAUCCGAACUCGAUCGCAUGACAAAGGAACUCGAAGAACUCGUGCCCGCCUACGAAGAAAGCAUGAAGAGUCGAACAGAAGUUACCGAGCAGCUUUCUAAUUCUAUUGAUGAGUCGUGCGAGGAAGUCUAUAACCAUUCUCGAACAACUUUGUCCACCAGAGUAGCGACACUUGGUGAAGCUACUCUUGGCGUCGAAUACCCGGGUUUGUUCUCCGCGUUCCAGUAUGCGGAAGAUCUGAAGGUAGCUAUGCUCGACGAGCUUGCUGCCACCGUCUCCGCGUGCGAGGAUUACGCUCGCGGAAAAUCCGUCCAGGGAGUCAACAUGAUCCAGAGCAUCGGCCUCCUCCACGUCGGAGAAGAUAAAUUCCCCAACCUUAAUUUCCGCGCGGAUCUUAUGUUCAAGCAAAAGCGACAUAUCACUGCCAGGCAGAUCGAUACUGAAAUCGAUAUAUGGGACUUUUUCGACAUCGCUGGCCUGUGGCAUCGGCAGGAAAAGGUAGCUGGGACCAGCAUGGCGAUGACUCUUGUCACUGUCCUUGGCGGAAGAGCCUUGGGAGGAUCAAAUUGGAUCGACGGUGCGCUUGGUGCUGCUAGGAUUCUGGGAACGAACAAUAUGCGUCGGAUGAUCGUGCCUGGCAUGGUCGCAGCAGCACUAUUAACCGCAUCAUACCUCCUCACCCAAAUCCCCACCGCCCUCCCCACAAACAUCUCGCGCAAACUCUCCGAAUCCCUCGCAGAAAUCGAUUACAUUCACACCAAUGCCACCCGCAUCUCCUCUGAGGUGCGUCGCGUCCUCCGCAUGCCCGCAUCCAGGCUACAAUCAACCCUCCAGACAGCCACAGAAGAACUAGCCAAGCGCAAAGCCGAAGUCGGCAAGACCAAGGAAGAGAGCGAAGUUGCCAGCAAGUACUUCUCGAAUCUAUUCCGCGAGAGCAGGGAUACUCGCAGGGCGGUUGAGCAGGUUGAUCUAGAAUCACCCCUGCCGGGCAGUAUGGCGCAAUAUCAGCAACAAGCAGCGCGAGGUUCGCGUUCUUGAUUUUCUUCUUCCUCCCCCCCCCCCCCCCCCCCGGGACGAAUAAAAGAGCUAGUCAGGGAGGGGCAUGGGGAUAAUGUAUCAUCCUAGCUGUCUGACGUCAAUCAUCCCAUUCGUUUUUUAUUUUUAUUUCUUUUUAUUUUUGCUCCUCCUUUUUGCUUCACAGUGGUUGAUGCAUCACCUCCUAGACAUCCAUGCAUACACCUCUUUAUUCCUUUGCGUUUCUAAUGCUUCUCAUCUUCACAUGUAUGUAUUUACGCAGUAUGUACUAACGCCUUUUUCUUUUCUCUAUCUUCCAUGUAAAUACCCCCUAUCCGCUCCCUUCUUUACACCGUCUUUUUUUCCCUCACAACAUCUCCCAUCUCACAACCAAUUACAUACUCAAAUGUGCAUGGGUGUGAAUAAGAUUGGUCAUCUAUAUAUAUUGUAUAGUUCACGAUGUAGAUAUGGUGCCUUUGUUUCAUUUUACUACACCAAACAAGUAAAAUUGAAUGGAGCACUUAUUACAUGCUUGUGUAGAUUUCUUUUGCCCUUUUUCCCUCUUGUUCCUCUGCCAUGUUUAUUUUUAUUUUUAUUUUUAUUUUUGUUCUUUUUUUCCCUUGGUAUCCUAAAGGACAAAUUACCCCGUCAACGCCCUAUUUCUUUUUCCAUUUCUUCUCCCCCGAGCGCGCAAAAUCAUUACCUGAAGCAAAGCAUUCUGCUUUUAUUUUUGCGGGGACCCGAAGCGCUUGGUGUACAUUAAUUUAUAGCUAGCUACAAGUGGAUAACUGUCCGGGGUUUAUGCAAUUCAUUUUUUGACUAUGAUCUUUUUGUGGUUGGCAUGCAGCUUCCUUCCUUUAAUGCUGUACUUAAUUCCCUCUUGUAAAAGCCCAUUCUAUCGAACCCUCUUUCUAUCGAUAACCUCGGACUUAUCGGUUUAGAAUAGGCGAGUUGAAAUACACUUCAUCCUACUAUCAUGCCUUUGUCUCAGCAGACAAUAUAUAUAUUAUCCAAAAUGGCACUGGAAGCCACAGGGCGCCUUAUUUACUCGCCAUCAGAGUGUGCUCAGGACAUUUCUCUAGCCCCUGAUGACGUGACGCCAAAACCAAAAUUUGCACCAAAGAAGAACAAAAAAAACACCUCCCCGCUUCCAAGAGAAAAUUUGAACGAGUAAUCCUCACCAACCAAAAUAUCACGCCUUAUUCCCUCGCUUUGAUGACUGCCAGCACAGAACGCGAUCAAGCUUGUAAGAUUUUGGCACACCUUCUGUGCGAUGUGUAUAUACACGGAUAUAUCUGUACGAGAAAGAAAAUGGAGCCAUAGAUUAAAAGAAAUCACACAAUCAUAACCCCUCAUACGUCACCCCUUUCCCCGACCUUCUAGUCCUCCUCCUAUUCCCCCACCCAUCCAGUGCCUCGUUCUCUUUAAGCACCAAACUCUUCGAGGUGAUCUCACGGUGCCUAGCCGUGGCCGUGGCGGCAGCGGAAGCCCCAUCUUUCCCAUCCGCCACCCCCGCCGCCCCGCCAUCAAUCUUAGCUCUCAUAGCCGCCGCAUCGGGAAUCUCAUAGCCCAACUGCGUCAGAUCUGGCGUGUCAUCGUCGUCCGGGAACCCGGCCCCGCCAUGAUCGCGCAUAGAGCCGCCAUGCGGGAAAUCAGCCGUCGUAUGAGUGCGGAACAUUUCCAACCGAGACUCCAGCAGCUGCUGCGCCUCUGUCUUAUCCGUCUUCUUGUUUACGAGAACGGAGGAGGUAGAGACGCUGGGGGCGUUGCUGUGGGCUUUGGGGGUCGAGGAGCUGUCGAAGCCGAGCCCGUCGACGACGCUGCCGUGGCCGUCUUCGUUCAUGGUGUCGAUGGAGCUGGCUCGGGAUAUGCGCGUGUCGCCGCCACCGCUGCCGCCUGGUACGGUGGCACUUAGUAACAUUGAGGAAUGCGAAUUGGCGCGGCCAAGGAGCUGCUUUCUGCGCUUGCGCUGCUGCUGCUGUACACCGUUGCCAGUACCGUCUCUAUCUUCCAGGCUGGAUGGUUUGGAAGAAGCUGCCCGGCGCUUUUGUUUUAGGAAUUCAUUCAGGGCGCUGUCGAGAGUCGUUUUGGAAUCCUGGUUAUUAUCGUUAUUAUACUCGUUAUAAUCAUUAUUGUUAUUAUUAUUAUGAGAUUCUUCUGCUGCUGGGUGCCUUGGUCUGACAGAUGGCACGGGGAGGGUGGGGACAGGGGUUUGGUUGCGCUUUGAAGGGGACGGGGAACGGCUGGCUGUUUUCCGUGGCGAGUUUGCUGAAAGCUCUUGGAGGGCGCUGCCGGGUGGGACACUUGGUUCUCGCGCUACUGGAGUGUAUUUCCAUUUUUCUUUAGUUCGGGCAGGAAGUGUGGGUUGUUUAGCUGUGUCUGGGCCGGUGUGUGGGGAUAUUUCAUCUUCUAACAGCGCCUUACGCUUCUUGGGUUCAUUUUGUUUCACUUCAUCCCGUUGAAUAAGUUGGGUCGGACAUCUAGUGUCCUGAGGCUGUCUAUACUCGAUUAUAUACGGUGUGAACGGUUUUCUCUCCCCAGUCUGAACUGAAAUCCAUAGCCAAUCCGCAAUGACAGCUGGGAUAUUCCAUUCCGCGACAUGUCGCAGUUUUUCUUGAUUCGGGUUUCCACUGUUGCAGAUAAGCACUGAUGCUUUGGGCGUGAGAAACUCGUCAUAGGUAGCCCCUAGUAACAAAUUAGCACCAAAUUGUCGCUCAUGGGGAUAAGGCAUGUCAAAACACAUACCCAUUACCUUGACGAGCUUCGAAAGAUGUAAGAGAUCAAUACCGGAAAAUCCAGUCGAGCAAACUCUCAGCCCUUGGAAUGCUAUUCAUAGUUAGAUAUAUGCAGUGUUUAAACGAACAAGUUUUACGAACCU